This is a messenger RNA of Rhipicephalus microplus (southern cattle tick), 1523 nucleotides long. RefSeq names its product Golgi resident protein GCP60. Gene Ontology annotation, cellular component: Golgi membrane. The record is from RefSeq and is a predicted model, not a curated record. NCBI's taxonomy places the organism in Eukaryota, Metazoa, Arthropoda, Arachnida, Ixodida, Ixodidae. Gene Ontology annotation, molecular function: fatty-acyl-CoA binding.
UUGCAGCAAUGGCGAGCGCCAGCAAUGGGCCGGUCCGGAGUUGCCCCGGCGGCGAAGAGACAGGGUCCAAAAUCAGCAGUCUUCCACAACCACAGGUCACCAGCGAGCAGGAUGCCUGCACUGUCACCUGGGGAUUCACCCUCGAUCAACUGUACAAAAUGGCCACCGCGUUUUUCAAGGAACACGAAGGAAAAGCCUUCCACAUUUCUUACGAAGACAAGGUCAAUCUCGUAGCCCACACGCUUCAAGUUACACAUGGAAAGUACAACCCGGAGCGGUGUAAACCUCUUGGCUACCUCGAUGUCGUAGGAAGGGACAGGAGGCAAGCCUGGAUUUCGUUAGGAGACACGGACCGCGAGACGGCCAUGAAGAAGUUCAUUGAGUUGCUCAACCUCAAGUGUCCUCUGUUCCGGCCGUUCGUCGAAGCACACAAGGCAGAUAUGGAAGAGAAGGAACGCAAAAGGCAGGAAGAGGAGGAGGAAAGGAGGAGAGAGCAGGAAGAAGAGUUGGAAAGGCAGCGGCUAGAAGAGGAACUUUCUAAACAGGAACAGGAGCGCCUGAGGCAGCUUGAGCAAAAACGCCUAAUCCAGGAGGCACUGAACCGGCAGACCUAUCACCAGUUCAAGGCCUACGCUGAGCAGCAGUUUCCCGGAAACCCUGAACAGCAAGGCGUGCUGAUCCGGCAGCUACAAGAGCAACACUAUCACCAAUACAUGCAACAAGUGCUCAAUCAACAACAGCAGCAGCAGCAACAGACGGGAAUGGCCGACGGUGGCGAUGCCGCCGACGGACGGCCGCCCGCAGACCCGCAAGCCGUCAUAACCAACGGGGGCGAUGGCGAUACCAAAGCUGAAGAAGAGGACAGCUCGGCUGACGAGGAGUCCACCGAGGAAGGUGGACAGGUGAUGCCGUCGAUCGCCACAGCAUCCAUGUGGACACGCAAGGACAUAAAAGAGUUCAAGGAGGGCAUCCGCAAGGAAGGCAGCAACGGAAUCCUAAAGGUGGGUCACGGUGAGGUGGUGACAGUGCGCGUGCCGACGCAUCCCAACGGCAACUGCCUCUUCUGGGAGUUUGCGACGGACAGCUACGACCUGGGAUUUGGCAUCUACUUUGAGUGGACCGCCGAACCGGGCAACCAGAUGUCGGUGCACGUAAGCGAGAGUGAAGAAGAAGAUGAAGAGGAAGAAGAGGAGCGUUCCGGGGAAGGUGGAGACGUGGAGAAAGGAUCGCAGGGUGACCCCCACAAUUUGACGCAACAGUCAUCGAUGAGUCUGGUGAUUCCGGUGUUCCGCCGGGACUGUCGAGAGGUGUACGCGGGCAGCCACCUGUACCCCGGCCAGGGCGUCUACCUCCUCAAGUUUGACAACUCGUACUCGUUAUGGCGCUCCAAAACGCUGUACUACCGCGUUUACUACACUCGAUGAGUCGCCUCUCUGGCUCCCCAACCCCCCCCCCCCACUUCAUGCCUGCAGCCCACCGCAAGGACGCAGCCAUAGCCGGCGUCGACGGCCUCCAGGCAGUGU